Messenger RNA from Spathaspora passalidarum NRRL Y-27907, 1671 nucleotides. RefSeq lists its product as uncharacterized. The record is from RefSeq and is a predicted model, not a curated record. The coding region runs from base 1 to 1671 and encodes 556 amino acids. The transcript has a single exon. NCBI's taxonomy places the organism in Eukaryota, Fungi, Ascomycota, Pichiomycetes, Serinales, Debaryomycetaceae.
AUGUCGUCUAUUCGCCAGAUACCAGGAUACUACUAUGAUUAUGAGAAGAAUAAGUACUUCAAAAUAGUCAACGGAGCAACGUCAGUUGACAGCACCAAGCGAUAUCACAAUAAUGCAAUCCAGAGUGAAAGAAGAAGCCACAAUAUCUCCAAAUCGAAAGGAGCGUCUAAGCAUAAAAAUUAUCAGAUUAUAAGUAAUCCGUUCUUAAAGAACAUAUCAUCUGAAAGGAAAGCUAAGAUAUUAAAACCAACUUUGAUACCAUCUGCAUUUGACAUCGAUGGAUUACUAUAUAUAAGAUCAGGAGAAAUCAGCCUAACUUCCCAUUAUUACAAACAUGAUCAAAUUGAAGCAUUAAACACACCAAAGUUUAUUCCUGAAAUCGUUCCCCGAGGUGAAAUACUUGGCCAAUUGACACAAGAUUUGGUUGUGGUUCAUCGAAUAAAUAUUCCCGUUAUCAAACGUUCUCGAAUAAUCCAAGUACCGAAAUACCUUGCCCUUCACAAUAAAACAACUGGAGUAGUUUACAAUAUUCCAGAACACUGGAAGUUUCGCAAUGGUAACCUUGUUGACUAUUUGCAUAGAAACCAAGUAUACAUAGACCAAGAUUUUGUUAUCCAUGAUAUAAAACCAGGGUGUUCCCACGCAAAUUUGUUACAAGUAAUAACACUAGAAAAUGCCACUGGUUCAUUCAUAAAGUUUAAUAGGUGUGAAGGAAUAGAUUUUCAUGAUUAUACCGAAGAUUUGCUACUAUUUAUCCAGGAACAGACCAAAAAGGUUGGCACUCCAAUGAAGAAAAUUAUCAAUGAAUUAUUUGGAAUUAAUUUACUUUGCAAGUCUGACUAUAAAUCUAAAUCUAUUCAAGAAAUAAAUAGUAAAUUAUUAGAACUACAACUGGAUAUUUCCCCAGCUAGGAAAUCAAAGAUUCAGGCUGAUAUUGACCAAUUUAUAAACCUGAAAAUGAGUAAUAAUGGCUGGAGAAUAACGUAUAAUGAAGAUAAUAGACUAGCAAAUCAACGUCAUUUGAUUGCUGGUUGUUUUCAUCACGAUUCAUUAUACUUAGUAGGAGUCGGUGGUCAUAUUAUCAAAAUUACAUUCACUAAAGAUCCAGAAAUUAAGUUUACCAAUUUGUAUUAUACGAAACUCAACAGUAAUAGUCACAUUGGACAAAUCCAUCCUUGUGAGGAUAAGUUAUACGUAAGCAUGGGAGAAUCACUAUUCAAACUUGAUUCUGAUCUCCCCUUGUUUGGAAGUUCAUCACUACCAAGUAUCACUCCAAAAAAGUUGCUUGGUCUAAGGAAAAUAUUUGCAUUAAGACCUGAUUUACUUUUAGUUAUAUCUCGUGAUGAAAUAUAUUACUGGAAUAACUCCAUGAAACAUCUUAUCACCAAAUAUGAUCACAAGAAUGACACUUGUCAACAAAUUGAAAUUAUUCAAAAUCAUUUGAUAUAUAAUGAAGGAAACAAGUUUCAUAUGAUCAACUUAAAUAGAAGUGAAAAUAACAAGAAUUGCUUUGAUAUUGUGUUUAAUUUUUCAAAAUGUGGCUAUUUCAAAGAUUUUCGAUUAUCAGGUAUGGUUGAAAUGAUUAGUCCCACAACAAGACUAAGAAUUGGAUUGACUUUCUAUAAUCAGGAAGAUUAUACUACUAUAUUUGAGCUGUACCAAUUACCUUGA